GAAGCUGUGUGAGCUGGUGAUGGUGCAGCUUGCCCUGUGGGGACGCCUGUGGCGCGAAGCCCUGGGGGGCUCGGCAGUGCCUGGACGGUGGGCACAAGGCCGCAGGCCCACCAUCGUCACCAUGCUGGGGAUCCUCGUGGUGCUCUGCCUCAUCCCUGCUGCAGAUGUAACAGAAAACAAGAUUCUAGUGGCUCAGCGUCCUUUGCUCAUUGUAGCCAACAGAACAGCAACUCUAGUCUGCAACUACACAUACAAUGGAACAGGGAAAGAAUUUCGAGCCUCGCUGCACAAAGGAACAGACAGUGCAGUCGAAGUCUGCUUUAUUUCAUGGAACAUGACCAAAAUUAACAGUAAUUCAAAUAAGGAAUUCAACUGUCGGGGGAUUCAUGAUAAGGACAAAGUAAUCUUCAAUCUUUGGAAUAUGAGUGCCAGCCAAACUGACAUCUACUUCUGCAAAAUCGAGGCCAUGUAUCCACCUCCAUAUGUCUAUAAUGAGAAGAGCAAUGGGACUGUCAUUCAUGUCAGAGAGACACCCAUCCAAACACAAGAACCUGAAUCUGCAACUUCUUACUGGGUCAUGGUGGCAGUGACGGGACUUCUUGGUUUCUACAGUAUGCUUAUAACUGCAGUCUUUAUAAUCUACCGGCAAAAAUCCAAGAGGAACAGGUACCGUCAGAGUGACUACAUGAAUAUGACCCCCAGGCAUCCACCUCACCAGAAGAACAAGGGCUACCCAUCCUAUGCACCAACACGAGACUACACUGCAUAUCGCUCCUGGCAGCCAUGAUACCCAGCAGCCGAACACCACUAUCCUGGUGUGCUUCUAGGCAGUCACCUGCUCUUGGAAUGGAAGGACAGCCUGUCAUUUCCUCAUUGUGUUUGUUACUAUUGACCAUGGAUAUCUACACCACAGCAAGUAUUGGCUAAACUUCAAUAUUACUCAAAGAUAAAAGAUAAAAAUGAACAUUAAAAAGGGGGGAAAUGAAAAAAAAAAGGGAUCGUUUUCCAUGAUGGCUGAAAAUGUGGUGUAACUUGUGUUGAGGGUUGUCAGUGAGUGAGAGAGAAGGAUGGCACUGGACCUCAGAGCUGGUCUCUUCCUAAUGUGUGUGGGUUUUUUUGAGCUGCUGGGAGAACCUGAACCAGAACCAGAACUUCUGACCUUUCCCAACCACUGCUGCCUUAGUCUUAGCCUGUCAUUUCUUUUCCUGUAUGUCCAAUCCUCAGAAACUAUUGUUGCUGUGAAAUAUGGAAAAAUGAAAAAAAGA
Gallus gallus (chicken) is the source of this 1265-nucleotide messenger RNA. It is a transcript of the gene CD28, whose product is annotated as CD28 molecule. Bases 20 to 787 code for a protein of 255 amino acids. The record is from RefSeq and is marked validated. The transcript is spliced from 4 exons. Lineage: Eukaryota; Metazoa; Chordata; Aves; Galliformes; Phasianidae. Gene Ontology annotation, cellular component: membrane; external side of plasma membrane. Gene Ontology annotation, biological process: immune response; T cell activation; positive regulation of T cell proliferation.